This is a messenger RNA of Aegilops tauschii subsp. strangulata, 2000 nucleotides long. The record is from RefSeq and is a predicted model, not a curated record. Lineage: Eukaryota; Viridiplantae; Streptophyta; Magnoliopsida; Poales; Poaceae.
CUUUCCGGGUCCUCACUUCCCCGAUUGGGUGAAACCCUAGCCACCACUCCUCGCGCCCCUCUCCUCCAAUCCCCGCAGCCGACGACGAGGUCUCGCCCUUCGCCGAGCUUGCCACCACCGCUGCUCUCCCCUCGCCGUCGCCGGGAGGAGUGUGCAGGCCGCCGCUCGCAUCGUUUCUCCGCAGCCGCCACCGCCCCCUUCCCUUCCAAGCCCGCGGAGAUGACGGCGCCAGCGCUGGCGCUCGCGGUGGUCGGGUACUGGGCUGCCGGACAGCCGCGGGGCCAUAUGUCGCGGGACCUCAAGCUAUCGACGGCGGGGACUGAGUCGCCGCCGCCGCAUCAUCUUCUCCUCGUUGACAUGAUGGGUGUCGAAAAGAAAAUUCUUAGAGCCUGUUCGGUUCCUCUCCUCUCCCUCGACUGUGCGGCGGCGGCGGCGGCGGCCAAGAGGCGCAUGGCGACAGGGAGCCCGAGUUCCUCGGCGAGCCUGUCCCCGCCGACGAGGCCCACGCAAAGUGAACGCAGUACUGCCAGCAUCGCUCGCCCAAGAGGCGAAGAACAGAUGGGCUGGGAAGACCGUUGUAGAUCUCUUCACGGAUGAAUUCAGGGGCGGCCCUCCAUCGCAGAGGAGAUCCGGCCGGCAUACUGGGUCUCACACAGGUGAUUGUGAAGGGAGAAUCGUAUAACCAACAUCCUCCUCCAAGCCUACAUCUACUACCUCGCCAAGCAACACUAGCCUACAACAACAAGAUGAAAUUACGGCUCUGUAAGGCAAUGGAUUUCACGUCUCUUCACAAGUAAGGAAUAAAGAUAACUGUCUCUCUGAUAUGGUAUAAGCUAAUUUUCUUGCUUAUAUGGUUGACUUAGUUUGCGUUAUUGCUUUCAUCAGUCUAUUUGUAGUGUUACCACGUGUGAUGAUCCUAUGCAAGAUUGUAUAUCAAUGCAUAAUGUAAUAUUUCAUCAAUUGCUCCUUUAUAAUGGGCAUAUGUUUUAAUCUUGUUGAAGGUUAGUUUCGUAUUUUUUUCUGAAAGAAAGUGAUGCCAAUGAUCAAAGAAUAUAUAAAGUCAAUGAACUAGGCAUUUGAAGCAAUUCAGAUGAAACAAGAUCCAAUUAUCAGGGUCAAGGGUCAAUAAAACUGAGGUAAUGUAUCAUGCAGUCCGGGCAGGAUCACCACUGGCUGACGUCUAUCUUUUUUAAUCUCCUAAAGCAGGAAGAGUAUUUUGGUGGAGCACAAUUUAUGAAGGACGCCGCCGUGUCUCUCGCUGGCUCUCUCCUUGCCAUCACCGGGAGGGUUGUGCAGGCCACUGCUCGCAUAACUACUUUGCAGUCCGGAUCAUGCCAUCGAGAUAGACCAAAAGGGAAACACCGCCGGCAACAACACCGAUGGGGGCCUCCCUGGUUGCCACCACCGCCGCUGCUGUCGUCGCCCUCCCCGCUGCCCCACAACACACUGCCAGAUAGGGCAUAUUUCCUUCAGUCGGCACACUCCACAAUCUCAGUUCCUAAUCUUUGUUAUGCGCUGAGAGGAGGGAAGAAGGACAAUGCGGUCGCAGCCCUAUCGGCACCCUUCUCACCUGAUUCACCCGCAUCACGCCAUGCAGGUUCGUUUUUGUGUAUUGUUCUUUACUGUCAAGUCUGAAGUUAGUGGUUCCUGAGUGAGCUGCGGAAGCUACUACCGUCUGUUAUCUGCUCCAUCUGUGCGCCGACGAACAAGUUAAUUAGGUGGCUUGGUGUGUGCUUGUCGACCGCCAUGGCCGACUACUCAUCGUCCCCGACAUCUUACAUUCCUUUGCACAUGUGUUUGGCCAUCUUUUGGUGCAUGCAAUGGUCUUGUGGACUGCUGUGUUUGUUGUUUGUGAUUCAAGCCAUCACUAGCUACUGUGAUAUGUUGUGCAAACUACUGUCUGAUUGUCCUCGCCUUUUGUAAGAGUGCCCUGCUCUAAGAAUUAUGUAACAUUCUUUAUGUUGACUACAUAUUAGUUACACUGAUGCACUUUCGGUUCU